CCUUGCCUUGUUGUCCUCUCUCUCUCUCUCUCUAUAUCUAUUUCAUUAUCUGUAUCCACCCCUCUCCAUUUCUCCCUUUACACCAAAAACACACACUAAAACACGCAGAGAAAACAUUCUUUCAAUCAAUCUUUACCGAGAAAAAGAAACCAAAAGGAACCCGCUUAUCUUCAUCAAAAACCCAUCUCCCAGAUCAUGUAAAAAUCCGAACUUCGCUGCUCAGGAUAGGCGUUUCGAAUUGGGUAGUCCGGGAAAAUUUCGAAUCCUGAUACGACCCGGGUCUGAUCGAAUUUCAGGUGAAUAAGGAUAAGAAUUAGUGAGAUACUGUCUUUCGAGGAUGACGAGGAGGUGUUCACAUUGCAGCCAAAACGGGCAUAAUUCUAGGACGUGUCCGAACAGGGGCGUGAAGCUAUUUGGGGUCCGAUUAACUGAUGGGUUGAUCCGAAAGAGUGCUAGUAUGGGUAACUUGUCCCACUAUAGUAGUAGCGGUAGUGGUAGUGGUAGUGCUACUCCUCAAAAUGGAUUGGCUGCUCAUGAUUCUCCGGGCGACACCCCUGAUCAUCCCUCUGCCGCCGCCGCCGCCGAUGGUUAUGCUUCUGAAGAUUUUGUUGCCGGGUCUUCAUCCAGCCGCGAAAGAAAGAAAGGUGUUCCAUGGACUGAGGAGGAACAUCGGAUGUUUCUGCUUGGUUUACAAAAGCUUGGUAAAGGUGAUUGGCGUGGGAUUGCACGUAAUUAUGUGAUUUCUAGAACACCUACCCAGGUAGCCAGCCAUGCCCAGAAAUAUUUUAUCCGGCAAAGUAAUGUAUCCAGGAGAAAAAGACGCUCCAGCCUCUUUGAUAUUGUGCCUGAUGAAUCGGCCGAUGCUCCCAUGGUUUCUAGAGAUUUCUUCUCUGGAAAUCCUCCUGAAGCUGAGACACAAAGCAACAAUGAAUUGCCUACUGCUGCUAUGGAGGAAGAGGUUGAAUCAGUAGAUUCUGCAAAUUCCAAUGACGUUGAAGCUGUGCCUCCUAAGCCAGAUAGCUCACAGUACUCUUAUCCAGUUGUCUAUCCUACUUAUGUUGCUCCUUUUUUCCCAGUGGCAUUCCCAAUGUGGUCGGGCUAUGGCACAGAGCCAACAAGACAAGAGAGCCAUGAAGUGGUCAAACCAACAGCAGUUCAUUCAAAGAGCCCAAUUAAUGUGGAUGAGCUGGUUGGCAUGUCGAAACUUAGCUUAGGGGAUUCACUUGGAGAUGGAAGACCUCCUCUAUCUUUAAAAUUGGCCGAUGGUUCGAGGCAGUCAGCUUUCCAUGCAAAUCCUUCUUCUGGCACUUCAGGCAUGAACUCAAGCCAUAGUGCUAUUCAUGCAGUCUAGAGAAGUACUCUCUUCUGCAUAGAAUAUCUCAGAGCCUGUUGGCUUUCUGUUUAUACGUAGGAUUAGUUUUUAGCAUGGUUUAAGUUUAUUAGUUUUAUUUGUUGGAUCAGCAUAAUAAGGUUGGUUUCUGGGGCUGUUAGAUUAUGUUUAAGUAGUCAGUAAUGUUACUUUGUAUGCUUUAGCUACUUUAUAAAAUUAUUUGAAUUUAAAUCUUUAGCAUUUUUGUGACA
This is a messenger RNA of Coffea eugenioides, 1581 nucleotides long. Its product is annotated as transcription factor KUA1. Gene Ontology annotation, molecular function: zinc ion binding; DNA binding. NCBI's taxonomy places the organism in Eukaryota, Viridiplantae, Streptophyta, Magnoliopsida, Gentianales, Rubiaceae. The record is from RefSeq and is a predicted model, not a curated record. The transcript is spliced from 3 exons. Bases 338 to 1351 code for a protein of 337 amino acids. Gene Ontology annotation, biological process: response to ethylene; response to auxin; response to gibberellin.